AGGAAUCAUGCGCCUGACAUUUUGCGACUCGACUCCGUUACGAGUUCUCCAUCAGUCGCUUGGCCCCGUUGUGUUGCGUUUCAGUAUUUUUCAUUACCAUUUUUUGUAAAGAACAGUUGAAUAAUCAAGAUGGAUACGACGAGUGAACGAGUGACUCUCUAACCGCAGUCCAACAAAAUGUAGCCCCCAAAGUACUUCAAUUGUUGUUUAUUUUUUUUAUUAGUUUUUUUACUGUGGACUAAUGGAGACGGAAAUUCAAGCCACGGGGUUUUAUCCUUCGUAUUGAUCCCCACGAUGAUGCUCUCGGUGGUGGCAGCGUGUUUGUAAACUUUUGACCUCUCGAUAGCCCUGGAAGGGGAGUAUUUUCGGUUGUUUAUUGGUUCGGGGAUUUUAAUGUGAAUCAUGGAGACUGUUGGGGAUUACGAGUACAACACCAAGGAUCUCAUUGGACAUGGGGCUUUUGCCGUUGUCUUCAAGGGGAGACACAGAAAAAAAGCCAAUUUCAUCGUUGCCAUCAAGAGCAUCACGAAGAAGAGUCUGGCCAAAUCCCAGAAUUUACUUGGAAAGGAAAUUAAAAUUCUGAAGGAAUUAACAGAACUCCAUCACGAGAAUGUCGUCGCACUACUGGACUGCAAGGAAUCAAAUCAUAAUGUCUUCCUGGUCAUGGAGUACUGCAAUGGAGGUGAUCUGGCUGAUUACCUUGGCGCUAAAGGUACCCUGUCAGAGGACACAAUCCGGGUGUUCCUGAAGCAGCUGGCAGGAGCCAUGAGGGCCCUCAACGACAAAGGAGUUGUUCACAGAGAUCUGAAGCCCCAGAAUAUUCUGCUGAGCCACAAUUGUGGAAAGGCAUGUCCCCAGCCUCACCAAAUCACCCUAAAAAUAGCGGAUUUCGGCUUCGCCAGAUUCCUCCAGGACGGUGUAAUGGCAGCGACCCUGUGUGGCUCCCCGAUGUACAUGGCGCCGGAGGUGAUAAUGUCAAUCCAGUACGACGCAAAAGCGGACCUCUGGUCCCUAGGCACAAUAGUAUUCCAAUGUCUAACAGGAAAAGCGCCUUUCCAAGCUCACACCCCUCAAGCCCUGAAGUUAUUCUACGAGAAGAACGCAAAUUUGAGUCCGAAGAUUCCCCCAGGCACAUCCCCAGAGUUGUCGCACCUGCUGAUGGGUCUCCUGAGGCGAAACGCGAGGGACAGAAUGUCAUUCGAGGAGUUCUUCACCCAUUCUUUCCUCCAAGGCCCCCGAGAGAGCCCGAGCCUGGUGCCAGUGGAGUUGCCAGCAUCUCCGGAGACUGUUGAGCCCCAGAUCGCAGGGACAGUGGCCCUGUCAGGCCCGGAGACCCACAGCCCCUGCUCCAGCCCCGAAGACGACUUUGUCCUCGUUCCAAGUGAUUUAAGCAGCGAUACAGAUAAUAAUCCCAAUCCCCAGGUGAAGUACACGAAGCAGACGAGUAGAGAGGCUGUCUCACCGCCGAGGCCCUGCUUCCUACCCAUCUCUGAACCCAUACCAGUGCCAAGCCAGCGAACCAGUGUGCAGUCGUCGUCGCCAGGGCGUGGGGCGAGCUCAGUGGUCCCCAGGUCGCAGCCCAUCAGCAUGAAGAGGAGUGUCGAUUCACACCGGAAUCCAUCGGUGGAUAUCGGAUCACUGAGUCCUCCAAGUGUCCAGUUUGUCAUUGGAACUCCUCCUGGGAGACGGCUCAGCGAAACUCCACCACCUCCCAACACCUGGCAGGUCAGUCCUGUCGCCAGGCACUCGCAGCUGUCCUCGGGGGCUUCGCCACUGAGGAGGUCCUCGGUUAAUAAUAGCGCCAGCUCACCACUACUCACUGGCCCUCUUGCCGUGCUGGGGUCACCCACUGCUAGGGCUCUUCAGGAUAAUAAUAAUACGCUGAGGCACUCGCCCGUCAUUCCCUUUGGAACGAGGGCUAUCACACUUCCGGAGAUAUCAGAAGCUGGAAGUUUUCAGAGUUUCUUUCCGGAGCUAAACGCGGGUUCCUCGGACGACCGCCCCUUGACGUUCAUCGCCCCAGAGCUCCCAGAGGAGACCCUCCUGGAGCGUGAGCACAACGAGAUCCUCGCCAAGUUGAAUUUCGUUGUUGCCCUCUGCGAUUGUGUCUCGGAGGUGGCGAGAACCCGCGCUGGUCCCCUUGGCGCUCCACUGGGUGGACUGGAGCAGGCGAGCAAUGCGGCCACUAAGAGAAGGGCAGAACAGGUGAUACUGCUGGUUAGGGCCCUCCAGUGGUUGAGCUCUGGCCUGAGUCUAGCCACCCAGCAACUGAAGGCUGGGAGGCUGCAGCCAACAGCCAGUGUCAAAGAGGUCGUUAGCACCAUGAAUGAUAAAUUUAGAUCCUGUCUCGCCGAGUGCAAACAACUCAACAGCGCCGGAUUGUUGAGACAAACUGGCGCCACUGCUGAUAAAAUACUCUACAAUCAUGCGAUACAAAUGUGUCAAUCAGCAGCCCUAGACGAGCUAUUUGGCAAUCCAGCUGAAUGUUUCCAGCGUUAUCACACCGCCCAGAUUCUCCUGCACUCAUUAUCGCAGCACGUCAGCCACAGUCAAGACAGGGCUUUGCUCAUAAAAUAUAAAUCGGCAGUGGAGAAACGACUGUACGUCCUCCAACAGCAGGGAUACAUAUACGCAACAGAUCCCACGUAACGCUUGUAAAAACGAGAGUAAACCCGUAGGAUCAAAUAAUCGAUCCACUGUUUAACUGUAUCCAAACCAUAAAUAAGUGAAUGGGCGAUGCAAUAAGAAGGAUCAACGAGCAAACAAGCAAAAGUAUAUCAGGGGAGAGUGAUGAGAGAUGAGUGAUGGUUAUCCUUCGAUUUAUUUACAUGAAAAAAAAACAAAUGAUCUAUAUAAAUAAUGUAAUGUAACCGUGAUUUAUCAAUCUUUAUUUCAUAUAAAGUAAUAAACAUGUGUAUACUAUGAAUA
Molecule: messenger RNA, 2928 nt
Organism: Diachasma alloeum
Lineage: Eukaryota; Metazoa; Arthropoda; Insecta; Hymenoptera; Braconidae
Gene: Atg1
Product: serine/threonine-protein kinase unc-51
Exons: 9
Coding region: 403-2649 (748 amino acids)
Biological process (GO): axon extension; autophagy; peptidyl-serine phosphorylation
Cellular component (GO): cytoplasm; autophagosome
Molecular function (GO): protein serine/threonine kinase activity; ATP binding
Source: RefSeq, a predicted model, not a curated record